This is a messenger RNA of Anolis sagrei ordinatus, 841 nucleotides long. RefSeq names its product sperm microtubule inner protein 10 (gene SPMIP10). The record is from RefSeq and is a predicted model, not a curated record. Lineage: Eukaryota; Metazoa; Chordata; Lepidosauria; Squamata; Anolidae.
AUGAGUAACCUGGAAGCUACACCACAGCUUCAAUAUAAACCCAAUGUGGUUUCUAAAGGAGUCAAUACUGACCUUGCAGGGCUUAUUCAUUGCCAUUUGCCAAGAUUUUCAUACAGACAUGGAAUGAUUCCAAAGCUCUACAUCAUGCCCUGGAAACAAAACAUGAAGUACCGCACACUGAAUUUAAAGCAUGCUGGCAACAUUGGGCUUUAUACUGGUUCCCUUGAAGACACCUUGUUUUUGGAAAAAAGCGAGAGGCAUUGCCAUGGAGAGAAUCGGAAGAAACUUCUGCAGAAAGUGCCACAGAAAAUGACGGUGGAAGACAUUCCCAUUUAUUCCCAUCUUUCACGAUACCACAAGUCGAUUGUGUCAUAUGGCUUCAGGAUCAAACUCUGAGUCACUUUUCUCCAGCUGGGAUUUGCAUCAGCCAUGAAUUAAACAUAGCUGCAAGGGAAACUGAAUGUGAUCUUUUCAUUCUUUUCCAAAUCAAGUAAAGCGCUCAAAUCUACCAAACAAAUAUGAUUUCUAUCAAGGAAAUAACUGAAGAUUUGAUGUACUUGGACCCAUCCCACCCAAAAUCUAGAGCUUGGCCUUUUAUUUGUUAAAUAACCAGGGCAUUAUAUUGGCUUCACAUCUGAAAGGUAGCCAAGAUUGGGAUUACUAAUCUUUGAUUACAGCAAGGCCACAUUUUAUGAUAUUGUGGUGACUAUAAUGGGAUGAAUCCAUAACAACUCUACCACACAAUGAGACUUUCACAGUACCUACCUGUGGAAAUGGUUGAUUCACAAAUGUGCUGAAAUAGCCAUUACCUCUUCAUAAUGUGAUGAACUUUUAAAUUUGG